Messenger RNA from Capronia epimyces CBS 606.96, 1728 nucleotides. RefSeq lists its product as uncharacterized. The record is from RefSeq and is a predicted model, not a curated record. Gene Ontology annotation, molecular function: transmembrane transporter activity. Gene Ontology annotation, biological process: transmembrane transport. The transcript is spliced from 3 exons. NCBI's taxonomy places the organism in Eukaryota, Fungi, Ascomycota, Eurotiomycetes, Chaetothyriales, Herpotrichiellaceae. The coding region runs from base 1 to 1728 and encodes 575 amino acids.
AUGGCUUCCAACGAAGACCCCAAGGGCACCAGCCCGCCGAAUGAGGCUUCAACCGAGUCCCCCGCCAAUCCAACUGUGACGGAGGCUGCUCAGGAAGAGAAGGCGGCUACUGCCACGCCUGAUGUGCCCAGCAAAGAAGCCUCCAAAGUCGCCUCCACCUCACUGCCUCCCUCCAUCUCUAGCGAGGAGGAGAAGCCGCGCCCUAGCGUGGCAACGGUCGACCUCGAUCGGAUCGGCGAGACCCAAGGCUACGUCCUCGACGAGGCCAAACUUAGGGAGCAAUAUGGCCUCGCUCCAAACGUGCCCCUGAAGAAGUCCAAGAAGGGCGUGGUCUUGAUCCCCCAGCCCACUGAUGACCCCGACGAUCCGUUGAACUGGCCGGCCUGGAAGAAGGGACUCAUCCUGGUCGUCCUGGCUGUCAACGCUUGCACCUCCGAUUACUCGGCGGCCACGGGCGCCAGUGCGCUGAUUCCCCAGGCUCAAGAAUGGCACAUCUCCCCUGACAAGGUCAAUCAUGCGACGGCCGGCAACACUUUCAUGCUGGGCAUCGGUGGUCUCGCAACCGUCUGGCUCAGUGCCUACUUUGGUCGUCUCCCCGUGCUCUUUUGGUUUGGUUGCCUCUCAGCUGGAACGGCCGCUUGGUCGGCCGCCGCCCAAAGCUUCUCAUCCUACAUGGCGUCUCGAAUCUUGAACGGCCUGUUUUGUGUCGCCGCCGCCGGUGGUGGCUUGAUGUGGAUCAAGGAUGUCUUCUUCUGGCAUGCCCACGCGCAAAAGAUCAACAUGUGGUCGACCGCCAUCAUCCUGUCACCUUUCCUGGGCCCACAGUUCAUGGCAGCCAUUAUUAGCGUCGACUCCUGGAGGACCGGAAUGUGGCUCAAUUUCGGUAUCAUCGCCCUCGGCCUCUUCCUCACCGCAACACUGGGUGACGAGCCUUUCUAUCCUCGUCAUCUCAUGCCCGACCGGAGACCCAAGCGGAAAUCGCGGAUUCUUCGACUCGUCGGCGUGGAGCAGUACAAGACCAAGUACACCACCAACUCGUUUAUGGAGGCAGGUAGCCGCUUGGGGUUUACUGUCGCCAAAUUGCCGGUUUUCUUGAUCUGUCUCUUCUACUUCUUUGACUUCCCCUGGACCAUUGGAAACAAUACCACCAUUUCCGUCUUCAUCAUCCCGGCCUACAACUUCAGCUACCGCAACCUGGCAGCCAUUUAUACCGCACCCGUCGUCGGAGCCGUCCUCGGGUUGAUCAUUGGCCACUUCAUGUUCGAUUUCAUCGGCAAGCUCUGGGCAAGGAGCCAUAACGGACGCAUUGAUCCCGAGAACAGGUUGAUCCUCGUCUGGCUGGUGCUACCGCUUAAACUGGUCGGUUACAACCUCAUCGGUGCGACACUGCAUCAUGCUCCGGCAUGGUCGUGGUGGGUGCUGGCGAUCGGCUGGUGCAUGCACAACUUUGCCACCAUCGUGACCACUACAGCUGUCAGCGCAUACCUGCUUGAUUCAUACCCGGAAGCCAGUGGUGAAUGUGCGGCAUGGCUCAACUUCUCCCGAACUCUUGGAGGCUUUAUCGUGGGAUACAUCCAGAUCAAUUGGGCCACCAAAGCUGGGACUCAGACCGAAUAUGGGAUUCAGAGCGGCAUCAUGGCGGCAGCUUUUUUGGUGAUCGUGUUCUUACAGUUCUUUGGCGCCAAAUUGAGACAUGCACAAGGCCCACUGAAGUUCAGGACGUACUAG